CGUCGCUCCAUCUACUGUCAGCAACUGAAUUUUCCUAUUACAUUCUUAUAUCGGCCUUUAUCUAAACAAACAUAAUAAAUCGAAACAAAGAAAAGUUCAACUUCAAAUUUUCUUCAUCAUAUAGUUUUGGACGUUGUAGCUGAUAGAUUUUGAUCGUACGUUAUUCAUCUCCAAGUCAACGAAGUUACAAUGGCAAUGUCUAAUCGAUUAGAAAAGGUUGUAAAUACUUACAAAUUAUUAUCAAAAAAUAGUACUUUGAAUUCAGCUAAAAUUAUAAAUGUUACAAGUAAAAAUAUAUUUAUACAAAGUGUAUGGAGUCAGAAGAAUCUAGAAAAACAAACUAAUCAACGUUUUAUACAAAAUCAUUUUCUAAAUGAAGAUUUCCAACCUGCAGUGGAAAGUUUUCCAAUUGAUAUUACACAAGAACUUGUGUCAGCUAUUUCAGAAGAUGGAGUAUUUAAAGCUAUAUUACGAAGUAGUACCGUUGAUAAUAAAACAAAACAAUAUAUUGAAAUUUGGAACAAACAAAAUAUGAUUAAAAACUACGAUUUAGCAGCGUUAGAUGUACAUGGUGAUAUUUAUGUAGACGACACCAAAUUUGGUACUUUCGAGUGGUCUCCGGACAGAGCAAAAUUAUUAUACAUUGCAGAGAAAAAGUUACCAAAAUCUGAAGCAUUUUAUAAACAAAAGUCUUUAGAUAAAAAAAAUGAAGAAAAAAAGGAGAAAGAAGAAAUAAUACCUGGUAAUGAGUAUAUUUAUAAACCUGAUUGGGGAGAACAAUUAGUAAGCAAACACUAUCCUGUUGCUGUAAUACUUAAUAUAAAGACAGACUCAAUAACAGCACUAUCAGAAAUACCAGAUCAAUAUUCUCCAGGACAGUUGCUGUGGAUGAAAGACUCUAAAAGUAUAAUCGGUGUCGUUUGGACACAUGAACCAAGACAUUUAGGACUUAUUGCGUGUACAAAUAGAAAAUCCUGGAUUUUUUCUUUGAAUAACGGGGAAUUUCGUCUAUUAUCUAAAGAUGGGUGUGCAGUACAAGCACCUAAAAUUAGCCCAGAUGGAAAAUAUCUUGUUUGGUUAGAAAGAAGUGCUAGUGGACCGCAUCAUAAUGCUCAUAGACUUAUGUAUCUCGACCUUGAAUGUACUCAAAAGGAACCUAUUAUAAUUACUGAUAUUAUUGACUCUGGUAGAACUAUUCACAAUGAAAAAUUAUUUUAUGGGAUAUAUGGUCGAUUACCACAACGUUGUUGGAGCAAAGAUGGUCGAUAUUUGUUUUACAGUACUGCUCAGCGAACAAAUAUACGAUCUUAUGUAAUUGAUAUGGAAGAGAAAAAUAUGAUUGAGAUACAAAAUGACGAAAGUUCACUCACCAUCUUAGAUGUAAAAGAUGAUAUAAUUGCAUUUGCACUAACAUCUCUUUUAAAACCAUCGACACUUUAUGUAGGACGUCUUGAUCCCACACAGUUUAAGAAUGGAAAUAUUACAAGAGUCAAUAUCACUAAUUCGCAAGAGAUCGAUGACUUCAAAUCACUUAUGUAUAAACAUACAAUUUAUGAGUAUGAUAAUGAUGAUGAUAUCAAAACAUUUAAUUUUACGUAUUUUGGACCAAAAGAUGGAAAAGAAAAAUCAAUACCGUUAAUAGUAGCACCACAUGGAGGUCCACAUUCUAAUUUUGUUAAUGCUUUCUCUUUUGAUUAUUCUUUGCUUGCACUCAUGGGGAUGGCAGUGUUACAAGUUAAUUAUCGUGGCUCUACUGGAAUGGGUGCGAAAAAUGUAGAAUUUCUUCAAGGAAAAGUUGGCGAUGUAGAUGUAAAAGAUUGUGUUACUGCCACUAAAGAAGCUUUAAAUAAGUACCCAUGGCUCAGUCCUUCACAUGUGGGUGUUUGUGGUGGUUCUCAUGGUGGAUUUUUAGUAGCACAUUUAACUGCUCAAUAUCCAGACCUAUAUAAAGUCGCUGUCGCUAGAAAUCCAGUAAUUGACAUUGCUGCUAUGUACACUAUUUCGGAUAUUCCAGACUGUCGCAAUACUUUAACUGCGGAAGAGAUACUUGCAUAUCAGCAUAAUGUGUGCAAGGCUGUGAUAAAUAUGUCUGAUCCAGUUGUACCGUCAACUGUAGGAGUCAUGGAAAUGUUUGUAAAAAUGUAUAAUUCUUCACCUAUUAUUCUUGUCGAUAGAGUUAAGGCUCCUACUCUUAUAUGUAUUGGUACAAAUGAUCUAAGAGUUCCAUCUUCACAAGGAAAACUGUGGUACAAUCAUCUUAAAGCUAAUAAAGUCAAAACAAAAAUGCUUGUAUAUGAGGACAAUCACCAGCUGGGAUCAGGUACUGCUGAGAUGGAUUCUCUUAUUAAUCUUUGUUUAUGGUUAAUGAAACACAAUAGUAUUGAUGAAGAAGAUAAUUCUGGUUUACCAGCAAUAUUGUAAUGAUAGAAAAGAAGAAAAAGAAAA
This is a messenger RNA of Polistes dominula (European paper wasp), 2445 nucleotides long. Its product is annotated as acylamino-acid-releasing enzyme. Gene Ontology annotation, molecular function: serine-type endopeptidase activity. The record is from RefSeq and is a predicted model, not a curated record. Gene Ontology annotation, biological process: proteolysis. NCBI's taxonomy places the organism in Eukaryota, Metazoa, Arthropoda, Insecta, Hymenoptera, Vespidae.